Messenger RNA from Necator americanus (New World hookworm), 2625 nucleotides. RefSeq lists its product as uncharacterized. Gene Ontology annotation, biological process: cell surface receptor signaling pathway via JAK-STAT; defense response; regulation of transcription by RNA polymerase II. Gene Ontology annotation, molecular function: RNA polymerase II cis-regulatory region sequence-specific DNA binding; DNA-binding transcription factor activity, RNA polymerase II-specific. Bases 1 to 2625 code for a protein of 874 amino acids. The record is from RefSeq and is a predicted model, not a curated record. NCBI's taxonomy places the organism in Eukaryota, Metazoa, Nematoda, Chromadorea, Rhabditida, Ancylostomatidae. The transcript has 21 exons.
AUGUCAAACUUCUAUGUAACUCUUGUUCUCGGCAGCGAUGCCUCGGCGAUUCCCGUUCUCGGCGAGCGGGCCACUUUACAGCAACAAACCCGCGUGAUUGUGAGUCUAUCACCACGUAAUCGGCGAGCAAAUCCGAGGUUCCGGCGAUCGCUCCGAUCAUUCCUGCUAUCAACACUAUUAUUCGUCUACAUUUUUUAUUCCGUUAUCACUCACCGACGGAUGACCAGUGCCGGUUAUCCCCAUCACGAUCCUCCGCUGCACAAAAUUGUUCACGAUCUGCUCUGCUUGCUUCAUGGAGUGAGGAAGAUAGUCGAGUCUGCGGAUGACCCAGUGAAGACACUGCUCACUCAGCUUCUCUGUGUUUACGAAAAGCGGAUCGAAAAUCUCGAUAAUGAGACAUUGUUAUCGGCGUUUAUGGUUGAAUGGAUCCGGUUGACAUGGUCACUGCUGUCUGUGAUAUCACGGCUCAGUUCACGUUUCAUAGACCCACGACAUGUUGACCAAGAGGAGCAGCAGCUAACCAAGCGGCUCAACAUAAAGCUUUUCGAUCUCAUUAACAAGGCUCGACCCGUCCGACCACCACCUACGAUGUUAGAAAAUGACUACCGAUGGGUGCAGUUCUACGGUCUUCUCGCACCGACGUUAACAACACUGCAUGACUUGUACUCUCAGCUUGAUAAUCCUCUACCGUCACUCGACUCUGCUAUCGCGACAUUUGGAGACGCUCAGUUGCGACCAUGCGUGGAGUCUUUCCGUGAUCUCUGUAAAUCUCAUUCUACAUCAAUUUUCUCAUCGUUGCGAGCUGCUCAGCUUGACCGAAUGGCGAAUUUUCACGAAAUUCCGGAAGAGAAGUUGAAGCUAGCCGCAUCGUACUACACUUCGUUGCUCUACACUCUCGGCAUUCUUGCAUCGAGACUACAGGGAUUCCGUUUCGAGUUACAAUGCAAAUUCCCUUUCUCAAUGAGUGAUCCCGUUCGUGGCUUGCUCGAUAUUGUGUACUUGACCGUCGACCAGUUGGUUGCGGAUUGUCUCUUCGCUGCCGAGCCUUCCACUAACGCUAUUUUAGUCACUAAUAAUCUAUUUCAAUUCAAUUGUGACAGCCUUGCCCACGCUGUCACGUACAAACACUUUGAUGUACAAAUCGUCAGCGAGGAGACUGCGCAAGCAGUGCAGAUACAAAUGAACAAGGUUCGGGAUGGGACAUUUUCUCCUCACUUACCAGGAAACUUCCCCUCAGCUGCUCUCCUUGCCAUGAAACCCACAAGCGGUGUGAAACGGAAUAAUGCAACCGCUAGCGCCGAAGGUGGAAAUACAGCGCAUAAGAAAUCGGACGUGAAUAGUAAAGAGUCUGUGAUGCUGACACCCUCGUACAGUGAUAAACUAUCCACAUGGCAGGCCACAUAUCCCCAUUUGCUUUGCACCACCAGGCAGAAGGAUACGGUGUUACUAGAUAAUCGAGCCGGCCAGGUGGGGAAAAGGCCAGUAUUCUACUUUUACAUCCGUGCCACAACAUUCUCGCCAUCCGGAGUUCUUUCUUACGCGCGCUCGCUUUCAUUACCAUUCACAAUUGCCACAAGACGUAACCAGGACUGUCAGGUACAACGAAUGAUGAGCUCAUACACAGCGACUUGCUUCUGGCUUUAUGGCACAAGCACUUUGGAUGGUCUCAUCUUCAACUGGAGUGACACCGGUAUCAAGUGGUCACGCUUCAAGCAGCUGUACCAGGCAUAUUUCACUGUGAAUGCCGAGGUAAAACGACCACUGAGUGAUGUUGACUUUCAGUUGAUGAAAGAGAAAAUGGAAUGUGAGGACUGUCGCGAAUAUAGCGCUGCAGAAGGCGAUGAACCUCUGCUCACGUUUAAAAACGUUCUAUGUCCGCAUUUGCGCUACGAGUGCGAACAGAAUAACCUCAGAUUCUCUAUAUGGAGAGGAAUUCUGGAAGUACUUCAAAUCUUUCAAGAUGCACGAACCAAUGUGAAACAGCUUUGGGAUGACUUCAUACUUCACGGAUUAACUGAUAUAAAUGAGAUAAAUGAGAUGCUUCUGGCACAGCCUGCCUCUGUCAUGUACCUGAGGAUCUCAUACGUUGCCGGAGGGAGCAUUUGCAUAUCAACAAGAGGAGAACGAGGGAUUGUUCAUUUGGAACCGAUCGAGCUAAAGAAAUUGCAGGCCAAAAGUGCAUUUGAAUAUCUGGCCGAUAUUGCUGAAUCCGAGAAGAUCGAAUACGUUUUAACUGCCGAGCACUCCUUAGUACCGGUUUCACAGCUGAUUGAGAAGUAUAAAAUUGGUUCUGAUCUACAUAGAGUUCGCAACGUUCAAUCAAACAUCACCCAUAAUGGCCCCCUUGACGCAAUCUGCGAAAUGAGCUUCACUCCACUGCGAAUCGCUGUUGUCACAUGCCGAGAUACAUUUCAAGAGACGGGGCCAGCAACGGUACCGUUAAAUGGUUACUCCAAUCUUGUACAGACAAUGACUAACAGUACUUCAUCAUCAUUUGCUGCUCAACUUCACCACCUGAUGAAACUGCAUGGGAAAUCGCCGGCUGAUGUCCUCAGUAUACUUGGAUAUAACAAUUUAGAAGCCUAUCAAGCAUCUGUCGUGUACCAUGCACCACAGUAUCGGUAG